UCAAAGAGUAUAAUAAUAGUAUUUCGCAUUGGUUCGCAAUUUCGCAUGUGGUGUUUCUGUUUUGUUUUGAUUUUGCUUUGCUAAAAAUUUUCCUGUGCACGCUCGAAAAUUAAAGCAAUGAAACAAGGCCACGAUUUAUUUCAGUCCGUGUCGAUUUCACUUGAGAUUUAUUUUAAUUUCUAAAUCCACUCAGUGGUCAUCAUGUGGGGUGUAACUCUGCUACUAUCCGGUGUACCUCAAUAUGUAACACUUACAGACCUAAGUUACAACUUAGAUCGUUUAUUCAACACGGACGAGAUAGGGACAUUCAAGAUACGCGACCUGCCGAAUCACCCUCAAACCAACAGGCGCCAAAUUGCAUUGGACUUCAGAUCUAGCUUUGAUGCCAUGGUCGCGCAAGGGAAAUUAGAGGGCUACGAAUAUACGAUGGAAGACGGCCGGCCGUACACACUGCGUGCCAAGAUCAAUAAAACCGAAGAAUACAUGAGCAAGAAUUCUCUGAGUCCACAACACAAUCAUAGCUGGUAUGGAGCAGACUGGCACGCUUCGGCAAUGAUACCUAAUUUGGAUGGAGAAAUGUACCAUAGAGCUAGUGCUAGACUUGAUGCCCAACUUGAGUUGCUUAAAAAGCAGCAACUAGUUUUAGAGAAAGAGAAAGAAAUACUAAGGGAGAAGAGGAGACUGAAGCAGGAGUAUGGUAGUAUGGUUAGUUCUUUCUGUCAGUAUGAUGUCCCUUCCUGGUCGUGGAUGGAGCAACCUUAUCUAUGUAUUGAGCAUCGAUAUGAUGAAAGUGAAGCAUCAUCGUCCAAGCGCUCGCGUUCCGGAUCGCGAGAACGGCGCUCCGGCUCUUGGCACAGAAGAUCUAAAGACUGUGAAUUUAUUUUACCGCAAAUUGAAUGGCAUGAUGAAGAGCACCAAAAAAAGUCACAUUCUAAAGAUACAUCGAAAUCUAAUGAACACCAGACCAGAGACCACCAAUCUACUUUAAGAGAGUGUGGAGAUGGAGACCCUGUCUCUCGAAAAGAGUCUAGACAGAGGUCGUCAAGAGAGCGCGAGAAACAGAGAUCCCAUGACCAAAGAUCUAGAUCCAGAGAGUGGGGUCACAGAGACAGCUCGAAAGGACAAACGAGAUGUUAUGAAGACUGUUAUAGAAACAAAAGAUCUUCAGGAGAGGGAAACUACAGAGACUUACGAUCUACGUCAAAAGAACGGAGGACAUCGAGAGACAGGCGGUCACGAUCGAAGGAGUGGUCGUCAAGGUUAGAAGAACGAGGUUAUACAUAUGGGGGUUCAAGAGAAAGAGGUUAUAGAAACCAAAGGUCUACAUCGAGGGAACGGAAUUAUAGAUUGCAAAGGUCUAGAUCUAAAGAGGUAAUGAGAUGGUCCAGAGAAAAACGGUCACGUUCAACUGAAAGAAGGUCUCGUUCAAGAGAGCACAUACUGAGUUCCCACGAACGGAGACGGUUACGUUCAAUAGACCGCAUGAUGAGUUCUCACGAAGGAAGACGGUCACGUUCUAGAGACCGCAUGAUCAGUUCUCACGAAAGAAGACGGUCGCGUUCAAAAGACCGCAUGAUGAGUUCUCACGAAGGAAGACGGUCACGGUCAAGAGAACGCAUGAAGAGUUUCCAUGAACGACCGAUGUACCGUCGAUCGAGAUCACCACGGCCAAUGUCAAGUUCUUGCGAAAGAAGACCAAAACUUCCAGCUAUAAUGCCAGGCAGCCCCAAACGUCUAAGAUCACCAGUCGAAAGGGUAACAGUUUCAUAUGAAGAUGAUUAUAUACCAAUGGAUAAAAAUCAAACUCAAAAUCAGGGUAAAAAAGAAUUUAUAAAAGUAGAAAGUGAGAAUGAUAAAACUGUUCCUAAACCAGUGACAUUUGCAGACAACAAAGAAACAUGUAACAUAAUGGAAGAUAAAAGUAAAAAACAGAAAACCGAAGAAGAAAAAAUGAUAGCUAAAUUCAAUAGUAAAGUCAAAAAGGCUGACAUCUUAGACGCUAGAGUUAAAGAAUUUAGCAAAGAUGUUAUGGUCCUACUUAUCAUAUUACUUGAAGAAUUGAUGAACAAAGAUAAGUUUAGAUUAUCACCCUCUAACAAAGUACUAUUGAUAAAAAAGUUAGAAACGAUAGUGGAAGAAAGAGUGGAACCGCUAGCAAGAUCGAAAAAGAGCACAGAUGUAGAAGUGCUAAGGUAUUAUAAGAAGUUAUAUCCGAGAGAAGUUGAUCUAGUGUUGAUCAAACAAAUGCUGGCUAAGAUUCCUAAGUUAAAAAUGCUGGAACCUCAAUCGACUGCCACUGUAAUCAGGAAAGUGGAAGACGAGGAACAGGAACAACAGCAAGGCUAUAGAAAUGAACUCACGCUUCACGAUAUGAAAGUACCUUCUAAAAGUGACGAAAAUUCACCUACCAUAAAACAAGAAAUAAUUGAUUUAGAUAGUGGAACAUCUUUGCCGACGCUUAAAAAAGAAAAGGUUGAAGAUCAACCUAUAAUAAUAGAUAUUGACAGUGCCGAAAAACCGGUGCCAAGGCUUCCUCAGUUUGUUGUUGUUCUAAAAACCCUUGUUAAACAAAUGAACAAAGUGGGGCUUAAGCAACUUUUGCAAAACAAUAAUCUCACAAUUGAAACUUUUAAAUUUGCCCUGCGGCGAAUUUUGAGACACAUGUUGAAGGGACAAGGAUACCUACCCAGAUCGGAGAUCAUUUCUAAAUUCCGUCAAGAACACCCGUUAGAAAACGAUACCGAGCUUGUUACAAAUAUCAUCAAAGAUAUCAAUAAUGGAAAAUAUCCCGGAUGUAUGAACGUAGUGAACCUUAUUGAAUACGAAAAAGAUAAUGAUUCUCCAGAUGAGGUAGUACUCGUAGAAAAACCGCCUGAUGUUGUUACUGUGCCUGAUAGUGACGACGAAGACGAUAAGAACAAUGUAACUAAACUUGAACGCCGCCCCAGUCCUAACGUACGAACGUUAGAUCCAACUGAGCCAAGCCAAAUUAUAAUUCCUGCAAAACCUGGCCAAGACACCACGGGUCAACAAGAAAAGUCAGUUCAAGAUAUGCCUAAACUAAGUUGUCCAGAAAACCUUAAUCCAAACGUAUGGACGAUAGAUUUGACAGAACUUGACCAAGUCACAACUGUUGCAAAACCUGACCAAGCUGUCAUCUGCCCAGUCAAAAGUGAAGACAAACCGGCUCAAGAUAUGUCCAGUGCAGUAAUUACUCGGCCAGAUAAAGCACCUCCCUGCCAUGCUGAACCCAUGAAAGACGCAACCAAUCUUGCUUGUGCUAAGACUGGCCCUGUAAAAACGAAUCCAACCAAGCAACUAUUCCGGAAGGAAAAGAAAAAGACAGUGACCGCCGUGGACGCAGAAUUGCUCAACAUUGAAAGUCAACAAACUGGACAUCUUCCUGAGCCAAGUGACAACACAAAUAAUCUCACCACAUCAAACUCUACAGAUACUCAUAAAAACAGUCAAAAAAUUGAAAAAAUGUCUAACGAUGACACUAAAGAUGUCAAUAACAAAACAGAAAACAGCAAGCCAUUAAUAAAGGAUGCAGUACAAGACAACCUCAAUACACAAGAAAAUAAAGAUGAAAAUGACAACAAUAAUCCUAAAGUUACUGCGAUUACGAUUGUCACAUCUUUAAAUGAUCUGCUUGCCAAAUCUACAAAUACCAAUAAUUCAGAAGCACCAGUUCAGGAUAUUAAAGAAGAAUUGGAAUACGAGGAAGAUAGACUAGAUGAAUCAGAUAGUGGCCCUGUAGUAACAUCCAUCACUAUAAAUACUUCAGAUGCCGAGUUAUUCUCAAUAGGCCAAGAUGGUCAAAAACAAGUUAAUGAAAUUAAGAAUGAAGAAGAAGACGCUGAAGAAAAUUUACUUAACGAGAUUGAAAGAGAUAUUAAUAAUGAUAAGUUUAGCCUAGCAAUAAACAAAGACUAUGAUACUUUGCAUAGUAUACAACCGGGUCCUCCAAAACAAAACGAUAGUGAGAUCAAUUCAGCAUUUACAAAUGAUAAAACAGAUGAUGAUGAUGAUGAAACUAUAGAGUCUAUUGGCAGAUUUGUGGCAUCUAUGUAUUAAAAUGAGGUAAAUAACUUAGCUUUAGUCUUUUGAUUGUAUAUUAAUAUUCAUUCCAUAUUUGGAAUUUGUGAUUUUGCCCUAAUAUAGUAUCCGAAUCUCUAUCAAAACUAUAUAGUUUUACGAAACCUUACUUUCAAUGAUUUCUAACUACAACAUUUUUAUAAAGAUUAAAAAUCAAUAAAUAUCAUUGCUAAAGUGUAUACAUAUACAGGGUGGGCCAGUGAUAAAUUCACUUUUGUCUCGACCUCCUUUGUCAAAAUUACAAAACAUUGGCAUAUAAUAAUGGUGUCAUUUAAAAGAAAAAAAAGUAAAUUUUUAUUCAAAAUGGUGUCUUACACGGGA
Messenger RNA from Leguminivora glycinivorella, 4419 nucleotides. RefSeq lists its product as uncharacterized. The record is from RefSeq and is a predicted model, not a curated record. Bases 202 to 4077 code for a protein of 1291 amino acids. The transcript has 14 exons. NCBI's taxonomy places the organism in Eukaryota, Metazoa, Arthropoda, Insecta, Lepidoptera, Tortricidae.